This is a messenger RNA of Akanthomyces muscarius, 393 nucleotides long. RefSeq lists its product as uncharacterized. The transcript has 3 exons. Bases 1 to 393 code for a protein of 130 amino acids. NCBI's taxonomy places the organism in Eukaryota, Fungi, Ascomycota, Sordariomycetes, Hypocreales, Cordycipitaceae. Gene Ontology annotation, molecular function: protein binding. The record is from RefSeq and is a predicted model, not a curated record.
AUGCAGUCCACCUCCGCUGAGCUGCCGCCGGCCGCCGCCGGACACGGCCCCGCCCCGUCUGCGCCGUGCAGCACAGCAGAAGCAGCCGCCCUGGAGCUCAUGUCGCUGCCGACCGAAAUUCACCUCGCCGUCGCGCAGCACCUCAUCUACCCCGACGCGCUGUCGCUCAAGCACACCAGCCGGCACUUUCGCAGCCUGGUGCGCACCGACAUCCAGCUCAAAGUGGCGUGGCUGCUGGAGCGUCGCCGCCUGCACCUCGAGUGUCCCAACAGCCACCGCUGCGACCUGGGCAGCGAUUUACGAUUCUGUCGCGGCAGCGUCUCGCUACUCAUGAGACGCCGGCGAAUGCACUUUGAGUCAGCCGCGGUUGGCUACUUCUUCCCUAUACUCUAA